AUGAGUAAUGAUGGUAAAAACGAAACUUUAAAUAAACACAAAGAAUAUGGAAUAGUAAAUAAAGUAGAUAAUAAUACAAAAGUUAUUUAUUCAUAUCAAAAUGUAAAAUCACACAAUUUUAUAAAAACUGAAAAUUCACACAAAGGUGGUUGCCCCUAUGCAAAAAUGACAAAGUCAUAUGAUUUGCCAACAAAUAAAGAAGAGGAAACAAAAUAUAACUUACCAAAUAAUACACAAAAUGAUAAAAUAAAACUCGAAGAAAUAUUUGCACUUGGAACAUUAAUGCAAAUAUCAAAUAAUAUAUUUAUAAAUACUAAUCAUAGUAUAACAAAAGAAGAUAUAAAUAUAAAAAAUUGUAAAAUAGUAAUAUAUGAAUCAAAUAAUUCUUUACCAGAUUUAAAUAAAAGAGAUGACGAAUUUAUUAAUAUGCUAUUUUAUUUUCAAAAUAAGAAUUAUCUAUUUUUUCUUAUAUAUUGUUUAAAUAAAAAAAAUGUAGUUUAUUUAAAAUUUUUUAAUCCUUUAUUAAUUGAAAAGGAAAAUAUAGAAUCGAUAAAUUUAUUUUUUAUAAAUAAUUGUUUUCCUCAUAUUGUCUUAGGUUUGAAUAAUGGGAAAAUGUGUUUAUAUAAUCAUGAAGGUGUUAUAUGUAUGCAAAAUAAAUUUAUUGAUUGUAAAAUAAAAAAAAUAUUUUUAGAACAUAAUCAUAAUUAUAUUUUAUUUCUUCAUGAAAAUAAUACAAUUAUAAAUUCAAAUUCAAAUUUAAUUAAACAUGCCUUAGAAACAAAUAAUAAAAUAUUACCCAUUGAUUAUAUAUUUACAGUUAAUAAAAAUAUACAAAUAAAUCAUAUAAUACUUAGGUAUAAUAAUACUUUAGAUUCUAUAAAUAGAGAUUUAUAUUCAGCAUUUGGAAAAAAUGAUCUUUUUAAAUAUAUAAAUAAUUGCACAUCAGAAAACGUAGACGAAUUUGAAAAAAAUGCAAAUAAUUUAAAUUUGAAUGGACCUAGAAAUGCAAGUUAUAUUAUAGCGUCAAAAAAUAUGACUUGGGCAAUUUUAAAUAUAAUUAAACCAAAUGCUAAAUUCGAUUUUUUGAUAAAAAGAGAAUCUUAUGGGACUUCAGAAAAACUAAGUUCUAAAAUUAACAACUUUAUAAAAAAUAUAUUUGUAAAAGAUAGUGAAUCCUUAUUAAAUACAUCUUCUAAUAAAAUUCAUAUAAAUAAUACUAAUCAAAAUAUAUCAAUGAAUAAUAUAAGUAACAAUAAUCAUUCUAUAUACACAUUUAAUACAAAUAUGAUAUACACAUUUAACGAUCCUAAAAGACAAAUCAUUGAUAUUUGUAUAUGUCCAUGGAAUAGUUACUUAGUUUUAGCAAUUGACAAUUUAGGUAGAAUGUGUUUAUAUAAUAUUUCAAGAUUAAAUAUUUUGUACAUGUGGAAAAGUUAUAGAUCGGCUUUUAUGAGUUUUAUACUAAAAAAGAAUAAUAACCAAUUAUCUAGAAAUAUACAAAAUGAUAAUUCCACAAAAAUUAUUAACAGUAAUAUUUUUUAUGUUACUUCAACUGAUAAGAGUUACAAAAAAGGAAUAUUUUUUUAUAUUAAACCACGAAAUUUAAUUGAAAUAUGGGAUAUAAAUACAUUAUAUAAAAUAUAUGAAAUAAGAACUUUUGAUGACCCAAUCUUAUUUAAAUUUUUUUUCAAAGAUCAUGAUACCCCUAAUGAUGUAUAUUUUUUUAAUACAAAUACUCACGUAUUUGUGAUCAAUUCGAAAUUUGAAGUUCUUCACAUAAAAUGGGUUUAA
Plasmodium berghei ANKA is the source of this 1791-nucleotide messenger RNA. Its product is annotated as Rab3 GTPase-activating protein non-catalytic subunit, putative. Lineage: Eukaryota; Apicomplexa; Aconoidasida; Haemosporida; Plasmodiidae. The transcript has a single exon. Gene Ontology annotation, biological process: regulation of GTPase activity. Bases 1 to 1791 code for a protein of 596 amino acids. Gene Ontology annotation, molecular function: protein binding. The record is from RefSeq and is a predicted model, not a curated record.